Molecule: messenger RNA, 2077 nt
Organism: Owenia fusiformis
Lineage: Eukaryota; Metazoa; Annelida; Polychaeta; Sabellida; Oweniidae
Source: the annotation of a GenBank genome assembly
AUAAAAGGUACCAUAUUUUCCCUUACUCUGGUGAUUCAGAAGCUUUCGUUGCUGCUUAUGAAGUUGUUGAUAAGAUAGAGAGACGUAGAUAUAAAGUGGUAUUCUCUGAGAGAGAUUGCUGAUGAUAAAGAAAUACAAGCAGUACAUGAAGCCAUCAUUGUUCCAAGCAGUAAGAAAUUCGUCCCCAGACAACACAGAUGUAUUGGCUGUGCCAAAUGAUGAUAACAGCACUGACGAGCAUGAAUUUGAUGCCCUUCUGGUAGCUGCCAGUAGAGAUUCAGAUAUGGCAAUAUCCAUGUUGACAGAAAUUGAGGAAAGGGGGUAUAAAUUGGUAUACCACUAUCGUGACUUUGUACCUGGAACUAUGGUAUGCAGUAAUAUCCUAGAUUUUGCAAAUACUUCUAAAGCUAUGAUCAUUGUGCUCACAGAGGCAUUUGAAAACAGUCGUUGGUGUCACUUUGAAGCCAAAAUCGGAAUCCAUAGAAUCUUUGAGACAAGGGGUGCAUUUAAGAUGAUAGUGAUCAUACAUGGUGCGAUUAGUGUACCAGAGUACCUGAGAUGGCUUCCCCGUUUCAAGUCAAAUGACCCAGAUCUUGUUGAGAAAGUGAGCAGAUGUAUUGAUGAAAGAGAUGUUCCAAAGCAACAGACACCAUCAUUAAAAGCCAAAAUCAAAUCAUGGUUUACAUCUGAUGGAGGCCAAGCCAAACAGCCAUCACCAACAAAGUUCUCCAUGAAUCAAGAGACACAGACUGAGGAGGGUCCUGUUGAAACAGCAGAGAUUGAAGAAAUAGUCUUCAAACCAAGUGAUGUCAAAGACAAGUGUGACAUGCCUAACAAUGCAGUGGGAUCAAACGAAGCUGUGCCGAUCAAAAAUGAUGUAUCUGACUUACCGAACAAUGCUGUACAAUCCAAUGAAGCUAAACCAAUUGAUGAAAAUGGAUCUGCAUCUAAUGUUAAAGAUGAGAAUAUUCCUGUCACCUCUGGAGAAGCUGGCGAGGCAUUGCUUGAUGAUGAGGAAGGCAAACUAAAUGUAGCCUCAAAUGCUAUUGCAUACUACAUACAUGAAUGCGAUAACGUACAUAUUGGUGAUGUCAUCCAUACCUACUUUACAGAUGAAGAGAAAAGGCAGAUGAAAGAAGAUCUGAUAGCUGACAUAAGGAAGGAGUUUGGAAACCAGAUUGUUAGGCCAAGUAAUAUGAUGAUACCACAGAUAAAUACUGACAGAAUUAUCUAUGAUAUCAAAGUGCUGAUGUAUUCUACUUUUAGUUAAAAAGUUUCUAUAUAAAGAAUGAAUGAACAUAUACUGUUUUUGAUGAUGUAGGGUGAAUCCUUAGAUUUGAAAUGGAUCAAAUCCUUAUAACAUUUCAGAUUUCGUAAAAUAAAUUAACCUUUGUGUGCUUGCCUAUAUGUAUUCCUUAUAAUAUGACUAUUUUUUAUCAUUCUCCAUUGUGUUGUAAGUUCAUUAAUAUGAUGUGCUAUUUAAGUCUUAUGUAGAUGUUGCCACAAUGAUUUGAUGGCUUGACAUUACAUAUGCCACCAUUAUAAUUCAACUCAUAGCUGCAACUGGAGUCAAAAUUACAAAGCAGACAUAUGAGUCUAUGUGUUUACAUCUGUUCUGAACCUAUGGCAAACUUGGUUAGUUUCAAUUUGAUUAAAAAUCGUAACUAUACCAAAGCUGAAUUACAUUGAUAAAUCAUAUUGUAUAGUUUUUUUAAUUUGCUCAAAAUAAUUUGUAUUUUAUGCGCUAUAAUCAUUAGGGGUCAGAGCAAUCUAUAUAACAUUUCAAAUCUUUUUUGAUACAAGGCCAACAUUUACUAUUUUCUACACAAAUGUAAAAGACGGAAUAGGUGCAUCUCCAAAGAAUUGAAAUUUCAUUCUGUGGAUAUUUUCUAUUAAAAUACAUGUACUAUCUAUUUCAACUUCAGGUUAUCAUAGUUGGGCAAUUAAAUGAUUCAUAUUCUAUGAGUUAUUUUUUCACAAACUUCUUAAAAAUUUAAUAUGCUUUAUGUUAUGCUACAUAUAUUAUACAAGUGCUUCCCCAACUGUUGAUGUAGUUUCAUAAUAGGUAUUGUUUUUC